Messenger RNA from Oikopleura dioica, 780 nucleotides. The record is from the annotation of a GenBank genome assembly. Lineage: Eukaryota; Metazoa; Chordata; Appendicularia; Copelata; Oikopleuridae.
AUGUUAUUUCUUCUACUUUUUUCAGCAACGACAGUAGCUGGGCAAACAACUACAGUAGCUCCGCUGACAUAUGCGGACAGCUGCUUGUUGUUUGAGGUGAAUUGCAACUCGACGACGGCGGAUUUGACGUUGAAUACCACUUGCUUUAAUGAGAUAGACAGGGCUUUUGGUACCGAUUUGACCGGGCUAAACAUUGCUAAAACAAAAGAAUUCGAUUCCUCCGCGUCCAUCCCGACCAAUUGUGUUCUAAACAGCACUUUGAACGUCCCAUACGCUGAUUGCUUUACUUCUUCUGGUGGAAGCUCAGUGAACUACACUGGAUAUGUCCAACACGCAGCUACAGUCGACGGCGCUACAGUAUUUUUUUCAGAUGUUCAAGAAAUCACCUGCGAAAGUGUCUCCCUCGAUGGGUAUACUUCUUCGUCUUCGGUUACCAAAGAUGCGAUGACGAUUUCGACUGUCACGACAACGGGCGAAAUUCCUUUCAAUACAGUGUUUUCUUUCAAUGUUACAGGUGGAGACCGUCUUGGAGAAAUGAUGGACGUCAAGGUGACCCACGAUUCCUCGGACAGUUUCUUCGUCGACCUGACCGACUGUACCCUCAAUCUCGACUCCGCUUCCUUCACCAUUCUCACCAACAAAGCAGUGACAACGACCGGAACAGCCCUUCACGUCUCCCUGGUCGGAACCGAUGCCCUCCGUUUUCCUCGAAUGACGACUUCGACUUCCCAAAUCGACAAACUAGAUAUUUCCUGCUCAAUUUCCACCAGAUUGUCUUAG